Molecule: messenger RNA, 5678 nt
Organism: Lates calcarifer (barramundi perch)
Lineage: Eukaryota; Metazoa; Chordata; Actinopteri; Centropomidae
Exons: 3
Coding region: 287-4846 (1519 amino acids)
Source: RefSeq, a predicted model, not a curated record
UAUUCCUCGUUUCUCUGUUUUUCCCUACGUUUCAGAGAUUUUAAAUCUUGAUUCGCACAUGAAGACGGUGUUAGGGAAACUGACGUGUGAUGUCAGCAAGUUAGAAUAACCGCUGUGUGACUGUUCGGCCUGCCUUAGGGCUACACCUGCACCAUCACCGCCUAGACAGAUGUCCACUGUAGGAUGCUGAUGAGAUGUGGGCCAGGCAUGUUGGAAAGACUCUUAGCUAAGAUCACUAUGUUUUACAAGGAAAGGAAGACAUAGAGUAUCAAGAAUAUCAUUGAAGAUGGACAACGGGGACACCUGUAGUCUGUGGGACAAUGAAAAAAUGGAUGCCAACACUGUAUGGCAGUGGCGCAUUAUGCAUGCAAAUAAAUAUUCAGAACAUACAAAACCAUUCCAUUAUAGCAAAGAAAUGGGAUUAGAUUUUACUGUUGGAUCCAACACACAGGAAAAAAUGGACUUACAGUUAGUGACAAAUGGUGUCAUACUUGAGGUCUGUGACUUUGCUAAAAUGGUAAAGAAGAGUAAAAGGCACUUCAUCACAAACAUUCUGGAGAACAAUUUUGAUCUUGGUUUGAAAAAUGAGCAACAGCGGAUCACGUUUACUUCUCAGAUUCUGCACAAAGUCAAAGACCUGAUCCAAAAACCUCCUAAAGAUAAACAUGAAGCUUUUACUCUCUUUGACAUGUCAUCUAAGACAGAAUGUGCCAGCAGCAGCAAAAAUGGACUGAACAUGGCAUCUAUAGAACGUAACACUGACAGUUUUCAGGUGGACAUGGAUGAUACUGAUGGAAAUGAACAUGAAGAAGUAAAGUGCUCACUAACCCCAUCUAAAGAAAAUAUAAAGACAGAAGAGAUGGAUGGACCAUGUGCUGAUGACAGUGAUGAUGAAGAUGAAUUUGAUUGUUCAGGGGCUCAGUCAACAAAAGAACUGGGAGAGGACGUUCUUCCCCCCUUGUACCCUUGUUGUAAAGAAAUUGGUCUGAACCUUGACGUUGGUUCAAAUCAAAGUUUAGAUCCAGGUUUGUUGACAAAAGGCGUGAUGUUAGAACUGGUACACUUCACUAGAGUACUGACUGGAUCCUACAGUUCUAUUGUUCUCAGUGUGUUAGAGCGUAAGUUUGAUCUUGAUCUUAAAAGUCAACAGGGAAAAAAUCGAGUCUGGUCCAAGGUAGUAGACCUGCUGAAAAGGAGAGAGCGACUUCUCAAAACUGGUACCAAAAUUAGUCCAGAGUUCAAAAGUGAGCCAUUUUCCUUUCAGACAAACCCCAUUAAAAGAGCAUCAGUGCCAUCCAAUGUGAUAGCGCAGAUAUAUAAAUUUAAAGAGGUGACAAAGACAAGGCAGUCUGAAUUAAAAGGUAAACAGAAAAAGAGGACUCUUUCACGGACAAGUGAACAAAUCACCAAGCGGCACAGAAGACAUCUGUCUCAACACAGAGAAACAAACACACUCUCUGAUCACACUGAUUUGUGUACCAGUCAAACAACAGAGGAUAACCACUGCUACAUGUGUCCUUUAGAUUCAGACGAAGUGACAGAUUCAGAAAACACUGAAAGCCCCAGAGAAUCAGAAUCAGGUUGUCCUGGUACACAUGGACCUUUCUUUGCCACAUCUGAUGGUUCAUCCAGUUUACCAAUUGUAAACUCAAAUGUGAAACCACCAUUUACAAGUCAGCCUGAUAAAAGAGGGCUGUCUGAAGAUGAGAAGACACAGAUUCCAAGAAAUGCACCAAAUAAAUGUGAAAUAGAACAAGAUGACAUUAAAAACGAGGGCAGCGUGUGGAAAUUGCGUGCUAAUCGUGUGAAACAAAUCCUUUUCUUAUUAGACAAAGAGUACUGUGCAUUCACCAGAUCCAAAAAAAUUGGCCUAGAAUUUGAUGUUGGAUUUGGGCCAAAGCAAAACUUCAGUGGUGACUCUUUAGGAAGUUCUGUUUUACUUGAAGUUGCUAAAUUUGCAUUAGCAAUGAAUUCAUCCCAGCAGGAAUUCAUCAUGGAGAUUCUUGAGUACAACUUUGACUUCGGCUUGUGGACCAAGAAGCAGAGGAAAGCUUUUACAUGUGAAGUUAUGAAGAGAGUAAGACAGCUUCAAAAUAGUGAGGAUGCAGUCAAGCACUCAAAAGAGAUUUUUGAACUUUCUUGUCCCAUGUCAUCAGUUUAUAGGGCAAGUCAGAGCAUGGGCUGCAUCAAUCCUGAGCUCAGCAGCAUAUCAGGAACGGACAAGUGUGAUUUUGCUCCUGUGUGCCCCGCUGAUUCACACAUUGAAACUAAAGAACAUGAUGUGGGCUUUUAUCCUUUCUGCAGGGAAAUUGGUCUGAAGUUACAUGUAAACUACAGUCAACCAAAUCAAAAACUUGAGAUCAACAAAUUGACCAAUGGCGCAAUGACCGAAGUGAUAAACUUUGCGGAAAUGUUGUGUGGAACAUUUGAGCCAAUUUGUCUUGAUAUCCUCAGACACAACUUUGAUCUUGAUUGGCUAAAUGGAGAGUCAGAGCUUGCCAGAACUAUUCUUGCUCAAAUUCCUGUUAUCAUGGAGCAAAGAAAUCUGUCAACCUGUAUAACAGCCUACAGGAAAAUGAAGUGCACAAGAAAAGGAAGGAGGGUGAAACAGGAUUGCCAGAACAACCCAAAUGUAGAUACAUGUAGUACUUCCCAGGCACCAAUCAUAGACCAAAAUGUUGGGAGUUCCACUGACACUGAACAAGAAAAUGAGCUCAAUUUAUGGCUGUGGAAAUUGCGGGCAAUUCAAAUUAAGCAAAUCCUCUCAGUGCCUCAUGGAGAACAUUGCCCAUUCUAUUCGUAUUCCAGAUGCAAGAAAUUAGGCAUCAAUUUCAAUGUGGGAUCUGGAGUAAAACAAAACCUUGAUCCUAAAUUACUGACCAAUGGCAUCAUGGUUGAAGUUAAAACUUUUGCUACAGCCCUGCAAUCAGCCCAGAAAGAUUUCAUCACAGAGAUACUGGAGUACAAUUUUCAUCUUGAUUUAAACAACGAGCUUUAUCACAGUGCCUUUGCACAGCAGAUUCAGGAAAAAGUCAAAUCAAUGAAAUUAAGAAAUAAAAAAUCAAGCAUCAGACGAAUUAAAAUGCCUUUUGAACUCCCUGACUUGAGAUGCAUAGAGGAGUCUACUUAUCCAAAAACUAAAUAUUGCCCCAAAUGUUAUCAAGAUAGAAAUUAUAAGCCUCAUCAAGAGGAAUCUGACCCUGGUAACAUGCUUCAUCCUCGUCCACAUACCAUGAAUGACACAGUCUCUGGGGAGGCAAGAUACACAGCACAAAAGCCUGCACAGGAUCUGUCUUCUACUUUCCAAGCAACAGAGGAGACAAUCAUGGACAGUUACCCUCGUUGCAAGAAAAUAGGUCUAACCCUAUGUGUGGAUAAGGACAAACCAAAAGAUAAACUUGACCUGCAUGUAUUGACGUGGGAGGUUAUGAAUGAAGUGGCUAGUUUUGCCAGAAGGUUGUGUGGAACAAAAAACAAGAACAUUAAUGAUGUCCUUGAACACAAUUUCAACUUUGGCACGCAGAGCCACAGAAUAAAUCCUGCAGUUCAGUUCCACAGAAUGACUACACUAAAUGAUGGGGUUCCCUCCUGGUUCAGUGAAGUUUUUGUUGUUCAGCCAUGUCCUCACAGAGAUCCUGGAGAUUUGAGUAAGCUGAAAGAGGCAUCUGCCACUCUUAAAAGUGAAAGGAAGGAAACAACCAAAAAAAGAAGGCUGGCACUGCAAAUAAAGAAGGAACAAGCCACAAUGCCAAGUGAUAAAAUGCCACAUGUCAUAAAAUCAAAGAAGACUAGGCAGAGUAGUGGAGAAUGCACUCCCAUUUGCACAAAAAUAGGUCUGGACCUAGAUGUGACAUCAAAAUCAGGAGGCAAAGACAAACUAGACAUCAAUCUACUGACUAGAGGUGCAGUGAUGGAGAUCUAUCGAUUUGCUGUCAAGAAACUAAAACACUAUUUCCCAAAUACUGUGUAUGAAAUCCUUGACUAUAACUUUGAUCUAAGCUCACAACAUCACAGACGCUGGGAAUUUUCCCUAGCUAUUGCAACCAAAGUCAAAGCCUUGGCCAAACAGCACCAGAGAACUUUACACAGAGAAGAUGAGGUUUUCAAAUUACCAUUUGUGUUUGAACACAAGGCAUCAAAAAAAUUGGCAUUAAAGACACAAAAGAAGAAAAAUGCUGAUGCUUCUGUGAGAGAACCGGACAAGACAACAAGUGAAGCUAGAGUUGUGCAGCAAAUCAGAUACCAUUCAGAUGUCAAUUGUGUCUAUUUUCUUGAUGAUGUCAAGACUAAGGAGGAACAUUGGUUUGAUGAGGACACAAAUGCCUUAACAGAUCCUGGGACGGUGAUGCAGAUGAGUCCAGUGAGUAGAGGUUAUUACAGUCCUCUCCAGGGAAACAUACAGAUCAAAGAGGAGGAACAUCAUGAGAAUGUCAAAACAGAGCCAAACACAGAGGAUGUCAAGUAUUUAGUCCAAGGUGAACCCGCAGGAUCCCUUGGAUAUACCUUGAUAGCCAUAUGUCCAAACUCUGAAAGCAAUAUAAAAAGAGAAUCAGAAACUGAGGAUGCCAAGUAUUACAACCUGGUUGAACCACAAUAUGCUAUGCUAGCUUUAUGUCCAAAUACUGAAAGUAGUGUGAAAAUAGAAUCAGACACUGAAGAUGUUAAGUAUGUAGUCCAAGGUGAAGCAGCUGGAUCCCAGGGAUACGCCAUAAUAACCAUGGGUCAAGACACUGGGAGUACAUUGGUCAGAGAAGGGCAAGGAGAUGUGCCAGUUAGGUUAUGCCAUUAUGGAGUUGUUUCAAACACAGAGAGUGAAGUGGACAUCAAACAGGAAUGGGAUUCUUAAUGAUCAAAAUGAUGGUUCACACAACAGACAGGUUUUUUUUUUUACUGUAAACAGAUCAAUAGAAACUGAUUAGCAACAAAGAUCCCAGUUUGAAUGGAGCUGCCUGAAAGUUUCUUUCUGUCAGAGAAUGCAAUUGAUGACUCGGAGCUGCACAAAUGUAUUUCAUAAGACUGUGUGUGCUUAAAAAACUGAUUGUUAAACUCAAAAAAUUGAGGCAUGGAUUCAAAGCCUACAAAGAUUGAUAGGAUUGACUAAAAGUUUCAAAGCAACCCAUAAAAGCUUAUCUGCCACAGUUGAUAAGAAAAAGAUUUCAUAUUCUUCUUUUUUUCUGUCUGUGUUCAGAUAUUGCUACAAUAAUUUGUUAGAAGUUAGAUACAAAUUUGUAUCUGAAUAAUGUGAUAUUUUACUCUGUGAAUAUCUGAUUAUUGUUAUUUAGCUCCUGAAGGCAUCCGAGUCAGUUUUUUAAACUGUUUUUCCACUUCAUUGUGACUAGUGCCUUUUUGGACCUUAUUUGUGUUCAUAUUGUAUGUUUUAAUGUUUUGUUUAUUUAGUUACAAAAAGUAAUAGCUGCUUAUUGACAACAUAAGUGAAAAAUUGUUGUAAAUAAGAAAGAAGUGUGAUUGUUCAUGGAACCUUUGUUGUAAACAGGUAAUGAUGAGUGUGUCAGUGCUUGAAAUAAUUUUACUUUUUUACUUUUACUUUUACUUUUACAUUUUACUUAUGCUUUAAUUAUAUCACAAAUAUACACAAUAGAAAGGAAAAUUACCUAGAUCUUGGCAAACUGCUGUUUUUUAUUGCUGUUUUAGUACUUUAUAUAAAGUUUUAAAAGCUU